Molecule: messenger RNA, 1002 nt
Organism: Aspergillus alliaceus
Lineage: Eukaryota; Fungi; Ascomycota; Eurotiomycetes; Eurotiales; Aspergillaceae
Exons: 6
Coding region: 1-1002 (333 amino acids)
Source: RefSeq, a predicted model, not a curated record
AUGGAUGAUCUUGCUGAAAUAUCCAGUCUCGUACUGGAACUCUCUGCUCUGGAAGUGGCACUCUAUCUUUGUCUGGCUACUCGUGAGCAUUGCCGUAUUGAUGCUACGACCGACAAUAUAGAUGAUGUUUCCAAAGAGCUCGCUUUGAUAUGUACAAAUACUUUCGACCUCACUUAUGCUGUCGUUGAUUGCUCUGUUGAUACCUCCCUGGAAGAGUUCUGCUCAUAUCUCAUUCCUGCGGCCGCGAGGUCGAUUGGAAGCAACGCGGAAAACAGGGUGGUAAAUGUCAUUAUAGCGAAGAAUUUCGAUCACGUUGUUGACACGAUACAACUGCAAGCUCUUGAGCUGAUGCGCUCCAAGAAACUCACAACACCAUAUGGCCGUCUUGAGGCACCGGUGGACUUUCUCUUCAUACCGCUUCUUGUGCGCAAGUCGGAACAUGACCAGCCAAUUUUAAAUUUUCAUUUGAAUGACCACCUCAUACUCUCCCACUUUCAUGGUUCACGGGACGACUUUGUGUACUUGGAAGAAAAUAACGACUGGCUUUCUGAUGGUCAAAUGUCAGCAUCGUCUGUUGUUCACAAACCCCCCAUACCGCCACACAAAGGCCACCCAAGGAUAGACCGGAGGGCUUUGGAUAAAUUGGAACAAGCCGGUAAUCGUGUUACUAUGGGCGCCGAUAUAGUUCGAUACCACCAAGAUAUCGUCGUGUUUCUCCGUCUCAGUCGCGCAGUUUCUGGAGGAAUUUCGUCGCUGUCAAACGUCUACUUUAUGAAACUCUCAAAGCUGCUCGCUGCGUUGCACGGUAUUGAUUAUCUUACACCUUCGAUCGUGGCACUGGCUGCGAAGAAGGUUUUCCGCCAUCGGAUCAUUGUUGCAAAACCGGAAGAUGAUCGCAGUUUACAAUAUGGAAGCGAUUUGAAAGCUGUAGCCCAAGUACUAUCUUAUGCGACCCCCGAUACUAUCUUGGACAGUGUAUUGACACUGGAAGCUCCCUUGUGA